Schistocerca americana (American grasshopper) is the source of this 2461-nucleotide messenger RNA. RefSeq names its product transforming growth factor-beta-induced protein ig-h3. Bases 94 to 1893 code for a protein of 599 amino acids. The transcript has 7 exons. The record is from RefSeq and is a predicted model, not a curated record. Lineage: Eukaryota; Metazoa; Arthropoda; Insecta; Orthoptera; Acrididae.
GGGCCGCUCAGUCGUGGGUUGGCAGGCGAUCGGUUGGCACGCAGGGCUUUGGCAGAGGAAAGGGCUAGCGGGAACCGUACAGGGGCGAUUGCGAUGGGUAUGUGGUCUCCGAAGGUGACGGCGCUGCUGCUGGGCGCGGCGUGGUUGGCGGCAGCGGCCGCUGCAGACGCCGAGCCGCAGCGACUGCCUGACACGUCGGGCAUCACUGGCGAGCUGACUGCCAGCUACGGCGUCGACGGGUUCUUCUCGCUGUGGCUCGUCUUCAACAAUGACGACAACGUGCACAUGUCAGAGGAGCCGUUCACCAUCUUCACCCCGCUGAACAACAACGACACGCAGCCGGCGGCGGAGCGCCUGCUGUCGCAGCCGGCGCAGCUGAAGCGGCUCCUCCUCGACCACAUCGUGCUGGGCGUGCGCCUCGACCUCAGUCUCAGCUCUGCGAUCCACGUGACCGCGCUCGGUGGCAGGACCAUCCACGUGCGCAGGAUCAACGGCACGCAGUACGCGAACGGCGCGCGAGUGGUGCUGGAGCGCGUGGACGUGCCCGGCGGCAUCCUGGUGGUGGUGGACGGCUACCUGUUCCCGGAGGACCUGGAGGCGGAGGCGGCGCCGCCCGCCGCGCAGUCGCUCGUCAAGGUGACGGCGCCCCCAGCAGCCCCCACUGCGCCAGCGCCCGGCCACGACGCCAACUCCACCUUCCUCGAGAACGUCAGCCACGUGCUCUCAUUCCUCAAGAGCGGCGUCCGCGUCUUCAGGGACUUCCUCUCGCGCUCCAACGUCUCCCAGCUGCUCAAGGACGGUGAAGAGUACACAGUGUUUGUGCCAAUCGACAAUGCUUUCCAAAGGUGGCAUCCUAUUGACUGGGGGUUUUAUCCCUUCUCUGUGCCAGAAUUCACAGAAAGUAUCAUGAUCAACCACUUCGUGAAAGGGAACCUACGUCAAAAUAAGAUAAAAGAUGGGCAAACAGCAGUAACAUUGGGAGGGCGUGAAAUUCACUUUUCUAAAGAACCAAAUUCUGGACUUUCUGUGAAUGGAGCAGCUAUUGUAAAUGGUGAUACUCCUGUGUCUGGUGGAAAUAUAAUGUUCAUUGGAGAAGUUUUAUUUGUAAAUGAUGGAGUAGUGCAGCGACUUCACAUGGAAAAUAGGGAUAAAGAAACACCACCUCUCCUUGCCUUCCCAUGGUUUGGCUCCCAGUUUUUGUCACAUGCAUUUCUUGCACUGGAGGAAAAAGAGCAAUUUACACACAUUACCAGAUUUGUAAAUUUGGCUGAUCUGGCUCCACACAUCACUGGUUCAGGAUACACAUUCUUUGUACCAACUGAUGAAGCAUUUGAACGUCUGGGAAUUGAUAAAAUGCCAAACAACUAUCUUUCAACUGGAGAUGGAUUUCAGGUUCUGCUCAAUCACUUUGUAAAGGGCAGACUUUACAAAAGAGAUCUCACUGAUGGUAAACAGUUCCUUACUUUGGGGAAUAAGACACUGCACAUCAGAAGACAUGAAGAUAACAUCACUGUGAAUGAUGCAAAUAUUGUGGAAAGUGAAGUAUUUGUUUACAAUUUGGGAACAAUGUACUACAUUGACCAUGUGCUGUUCCUAACAAAAGCUGAUAUUCCUACAACAACAGAUUUGUCAACAACUACUGAUGAUGUCACAGUCACAUCAACUACAGAAUACUCCACAGAUGUUGAAAGUGUUCCCAGUGAGUUAGUGGAAGAGAAUGGAAAUCUCACUGACAUUUUGUUGGAAGAGUUAGACACACCUGCCACAUCAGAAAGUAAUGAUUUGCUGGAUACUGAAAUGGGUUCUAGUCUGAAGAAUACUUUGAACAGUGAUGCUACUACUAGUGGAAGUGUGUCACUGCAAAACAAAAGUUCAGCUGAACCACAACACUAAAUAAGUAGGAAACACAGUUGUGGCAUGUACUGAGACUUUAAGUACAAAUUUGGGUUAUAACUGAGAUACCAGUGUCAUGUCUUGAGUGCAUCAAACAACGAAUUAGUUGUAACAUUUGUACUGAAGAAUGGAUAACAGGACAGUUUGCAAUGAAUGAAUGUUCCCUUUCAUUUUAGGGAGAAUGUAGCCAUGUGGCUGAUAGACUGAAGAGUGACGUAUGUUGACUGAAUUGAAAAUGUGUCCAGUAUGAUGUAAAUGGAACUGUUCUAAACUGCACAGGAAACAAAUAUAUCCAUAUAGAGAUAGUUAAAUAUAAGUGUAAGUAAUAAGUGUCAACAAUACAUAUAUUAGCAUAUCAUUGUUACUUUAUCCCAUACUUCAGAGUAGCCAGCAAUGUAAUGUCCAUAAACACUCAUUUCUCAUUUUCUGAUCUGAAUCAUCAUUUAUACAAAGAAUAUGUGCAUCAUAGAUAUUUUCAAUGGCAUUUUAUCAAGCAGAUACAAUACUACAUAAUUUCUUUUGUAAAAAAAUCGUCCAAAAUAAUGUAUUACAUAUAAUUUAUUAAUGU